Molecule: messenger RNA, 1540 nt
Organism: Cotesia glomerata
Lineage: Eukaryota; Metazoa; Arthropoda; Insecta; Hymenoptera; Braconidae
Product: segmentation protein Runt-like
Exons: 4
Coding region: 265-1230 (321 amino acids)
Biological process (GO): regulation of DNA-templated transcription
Cellular component (GO): nucleus
Molecular function (GO): ATP binding; DNA-binding transcription factor activity, RNA polymerase II-specific; RNA polymerase II cis-regulatory region sequence-specific DNA binding
Source: RefSeq, a predicted model, not a curated record
UCCCCUCUAAAUAGGUGGUAGAUCUCUGCGAAAAACUAGAAUCCGCUCGACGAGCAUCGAGUGCGCCUCGUUUUAACUCACAUUUUAAAACUUUUCUGCCCACCGCUCCUACCGGACAGCCGGACAGCCGGACAACUGGACAAUUGGAUAGUCGGACCAGUAGGAGACUAUACUAGUGAAUUGUUAGCUUGUUAGUAGUGCAGUGUUGUGAUUGAUCACCAGAUCGAUAGUGCAGUGCCAUUAGAACCAGGAUUAUAGUGUAAAAUGCAUCUGCCAGAAGGCCCGCUAGGCAUGGAUAGCUUCAGCACCAUCCACGACGCACUUCGUGCCUGCCACGGCGACCUCGUGCAGACCGGAAGCCCUGCGAUCCUCUGCACCGCCUUGCCCACCCACUGGCGAUCUAACAAGUCCUUGCCGGUCGCUUUCAAAGUUGUAGCCCUUGAUGAAGUCAGCGAUGGCACUCCGGUGAUGAUACGCGCCGGUAAUGAUGAAAAUUGCUGCGGGGAACUCAGAAACUGCACCGCUGUUAUGAAGAACCAGGUCGCUAAGUUUAAUGAUCUUAGAUUUGUUGGGAGAAGUGGAAGAGGAAAAUCAUUUUCGCUGACGAUACAAAUCAGCAGCCAACCGUCGCAAAUAGCUACUUACACCAAAGCGAUAAAAGUAACCGUAGACGGACCUCGAGAGCCAAGAUCUAAAUCAAAUUAUCAAUACGGACCUGGCUUUCCUGGACUGGGGCUGCUCAAUCCCUGGAUAGACGCUGCUUACCUAGGGCACGCAUGGCACCUGCCACAUCCUGCACUCAUCAAAGGAGCAAUGCCAAUGCCGCCAGCGGAUUUAUUCCCUCCAGCCUUCACACCCAGUAUGUUACCCUCAACGUACCCGUUCCACGAGCACGUAAAAUUCCCGACGGAGUAUCCGGGUAUGCCAACGACGAAGACACCAGCCUUGCCAACGAGCCCAUCUCGGAGUCCUCCAAGAAGUCCCAGUGAAACUAGCAGCGAAUCUGAAGAAGUACGCAGUGCCUUUGUGCCGAUUCGCCUCAACACGCUGUCUAACGUCAGCGUCAACGGUACCAACAAUGUAAUCGCCGUGACGAGUGACGGAUGCAAGAGAACGCCACCAGCGACCCCUUCCAGCCCUCCGGUGAAGAAAGAAAGCGGACGUUGUGAGCUUAAAGCACCGACGAAGCUGUCUUCAGUGGCUUCUAAGCCCGUUUGGAGGCCUUAUUAAAUUUGGAGUGGGUGGUUGAGAACUUUGGAAGGCUAGUGAUGCGUACUUAUAUGUUAUAUUUUAUGUAAAUACCGUGUAAAUAAUUGAUAUUUAUAUUUAUUGUACAAAUUGUAAAUACCAAUGGACGAACAAUGUUUACAAAUGAAAUGAUUAACCAUGAGAUGAAUGUUUAUGAGGGAGAGCCACGAGACUGUAUGAUAGCCGGCAUAUUUAUUGUCUUAAACUGUCUGUAAUUUAUUGUAAGUUCAAACAGAGAUUUAAUGUAAAGAGAUUAUUAUAGCAGAGAUUAAAUAAAUUUAAAUUAAAUAAA